GGGCGACGGGCAUCGGGCCCCCAGGAGGGGCGACGGGCAUCGGGCCCCCAGGCGGGGCGGCGGGCAUCGGGCCCCCAGGCGGAGCGGCGGGCGCCGGACCCCCAGGCGGGGCGACAGGCAUCGGGCCCCCAGGCGGCGGGGCGACAGGCAUCAAGUCAUUUGGCUCGACAGCGAGCACCGCGUCAUCUGGCAAGGCAGUGGGCUCCGAGUCAACUGACAUUGAAUCGUCUGGCUGGACAGCGGGCAUCGGGUCACCAGGCAUCAGGUCAUUUGGCUCGACAGCUGGCACCGCGUCAUCUGGCAAGGCAGUGGGCACCGGGUCACCAGGCAUUGGAUCGUCUGGCUCGACAGCGGGCAUCAGGCAUCAGGUCAUUUGCCUCGCCAGCGGGCACCGCGUCAUCUGGCAAGGCAGUGGGCACCGAGUCACCAGGUACAACAGCGGGCUCUGAGUCAAUUGGCACGACAGCGGGCACCGGGUCAUCAGGUACCGGAUUGUCUGGCUCGACCGCGGGUAUCGGGGUCACCAGGCAUCAGGUCAUUUGGCUCGCCAGCGGGCACCGCGUCAUCUGGCCAGGCAGUGGGCACCGAGUCACCAGG
Molecule: messenger RNA, 597 nt
Organism: Staurois parvus
Lineage: Eukaryota; Metazoa; Chordata; Amphibia; Anura; Ranidae
Source: the annotation of a GenBank genome assembly